AUGGAUAAGUAUAUAAUGGCGGAUUUAGCAUUAAGAGAUGCGGAUAGUUUUGCUGCAGCAGAGUAUGCAAGAGAUGGAUAUAGAUGGGAGGGAGAGAAAGCCCUAAAGGAAGAGUUUGCUGCUGCAGGUAUAGAUUUAUUAUUAACAGAGGAUCAUGACCAACAGAUACAGCAGCAGCAGCAACAGCAGCAGCAGCAGCAGCAGCAGCAGCAGCAGCAGGUGCAGCUGCAGCAGCACGAAUUGUAUGGGGAUCGACUCGAUCCCAGGGUGGGGCUGGUUGUUGUUGGUUGGGAUCGUCUCCUUACAUAUAAUAAAAUAACACUUGCAUGCCUUUAUUUACAACAAAAAAUUAAGAAAAAAAAACACAAACAGCAGCAGCAGCAGCAGCAGCAGCAGCAGCAAGUGCAGCAGCUGCAGCAAGUGCAGCACCAAGUGCAGCAGCAAGGGGAGAAGAAGGAGGAGACAAACAGUAAUAACAAUGAAUAUAUAAACAAAGAAAGACACAAACAACAACAGCAACAGCAGCAACAGCAGCAGCAACAACAACAGACCCAUCAAAAUAAUCAGCAGCAGCAGCAGCAGCAGCAGCAGCAGCAGGAGCAGCAGCAGCAGCAACAAGAGGAAGAGGAAGAAGAAUAUGAAUAUAUAGAUAUGCCUUUUAUUAGUACAAAUAAAGAUAAAUAUAAUAAAAUAAGAUGCAUGCGUUAUCCAGCUAAUGGCAUGCAAAUAGCAGCAAUAGAAAGUGUUAUAGAUAGACAAUCUAUUUGUAUAGGGAAAGAAUCUUAUUGGCUAGCUAGCUGGCUAGCUAGCCAGCUAGCUAACCAAGAUAUAGCUAGCCAACAGCAGCAACAGCCGCAGCAGCAACAGCAGCAACAGCAGCAACAGCAGCAACAGCAACAGAUAGCUGCUACCCAACAACAACAGCAGGUCGUGCAGCAACAGCAACAGCAGCAGCAGCAGCAGCAGCAGCAGCAGCAGCAGCAGCAGCAGCAAGGGAAUAAAGUAUUAGUAAUAGGGGAUAGAUUAGAUACAGAUAUGCAAUUAGCUAAGAAUAUAAAUGCAGAUAAACUUCUUGAGGAGGAGGAGGAAGGGGAAGGGGAAGGGGAAAAGGAGGAGGGGGAGGCAGCUAGCUAG
This is a messenger RNA of Eimeria maxima, 1134 nucleotides long. RefSeq names its product 4-nitrophenylphosphatase, putative. The record is from RefSeq and is a predicted model, not a curated record. Lineage: Eukaryota; Apicomplexa; Conoidasida; Eucoccidiorida; Eimeriidae. The transcript is spliced from 4 exons. The coding region runs from base 1 to 1134 and encodes 377 amino acids.